AUGAUGGAAAAUUCCUCUACAGAGUUCAUGUUUCUACUUCAUGGACUGAAUGACACAACAACAAACAAACAUUUUUACUUUGCAUUUGGUCUUCUUGUGUACAUUAUGACAGUGUUUGUAAAUUUGGCACUAGUUAUCACAGUUAUUCUGGACAAGACACUUCAUGAACCUAUGUAUCUGUUCUUAUGCAAUUUGUUUGUGAAUGGAAUAUGUGGUGCAUCUGCUUUCUAUCCAAAGAUCCUUGUUGAUCUUUUAUCAGACUCCCAUGUUAUCUCAUUUGUAGCAUGCCUCAUACAAAUGUAUUUGAUUUUAUGUUAUAGUUUGUGUGAACUCACAUGUCUAACUGUAAUGGCAUAUGAUCGAUAUGUGGCCAUUUGUAGGCCUUUGGAAUAUCUGGACAUUAUGACUCACCAGAACAUUGCAAAGCUGCUGUUUUUUAGUUGGCUCUUUGCCUUGUUGCAAACAGCCUUGGGGGCAUGGGUGACAGUCAGAAUGCCUUUAUGUGGUAAUGACAUUGACAAGCUGUAUUGCUCUAACUGGGAGGUUAUUAAGCUAUCUUGCACAGAUUUGAUUAUGAUUGAUGUGUAUGGCUAUUUUCUUUUACUUUCUCUUGUUUUCCAAAUUACAUUUAUUAUUGUGUCAUAUAUUCACAUUGUUAGAGCUUCUUUACAGUCCAAGACAGGGAAGGUUAAAUUCAUGCAGACCUGUCUUCCACAUUUAAUCACCCUCACAAACUUUGCAGUUUCUCUAGUCUUUGAUGCCAUGUACUCUCGCUAUGGCAAAAGCCAAACACAGCAAUCUCUGCGUAAUAUCUUUGGUAUGGAGUUUCUUGUUGUGCCUCCUCUCCUAAACCCAAUAAUAUAUGGAAUGAAACAGACUGAGAUGCGGCACCAGUUGGUGAAAAUGUACAUGAAAAUUAAAGCAUUGAGUCAAAGCUAA
This is a messenger RNA of Electrophorus electricus (electric eel), 939 nucleotides long. RefSeq names its product olfactory receptor 4E1-like. Gene Ontology annotation, molecular function: olfactory receptor activity; G protein-coupled receptor activity; odorant binding. Gene Ontology annotation, biological process: G protein-coupled receptor signaling pathway; detection of chemical stimulus involved in sensory perception of smell. Gene Ontology annotation, cellular component: membrane. Lineage: Eukaryota; Metazoa; Chordata; Actinopteri; Gymnotiformes; Gymnotidae. The record is from RefSeq and is a predicted model, not a curated record.